Messenger RNA from Funneliformis caledonium, 1192 nucleotides. The record is from the annotation of a GenBank genome assembly. Lineage: Eukaryota; Fungi; Glomeromycota; Glomeromycetes; Glomerales; Glomeraceae.
UACUAAUGCUAAUAAUAUUAACGAACUUUAUCCAAUACGUGUUGGUUUAAGCAUUGUUAUUGAAUUAAAUGACGUUCAAUUUUACUUGAAAAUUAUUGAAGGUAACAAAAAUAAUGCUUAUUUACCUGGAUAUCUUUGUCAAGCAAAUGACAAAUCAAGUGACAUUGAAGAAACAACAAGUGCUGCAUUAACAAACUUGUACCAACAAAUUUUUUCAACAAAAACAAAAUUUUCUGGACUGCGUGAGUUUGGAUUAGAUAAUCAAUCAAUUAUUCUUGAACAUCUUUUGGAGGGUGUUAAUUUUCGGCCUUUUUUUGUUUAUUUUGACAAAUUUCAAAUUUUUGUAUAUAAUAUUGAAAGUUCAAGUCAAGAUGGUUAUGAAGUAUUUAAAGAAUUUUAUGAGAAAGAAGUAUUCAAAGGAAAAACUCCCAAUGAUGUUUGGAAUAAAAUUGGCUUAUUUCCUAUGUUUGAUGGAAAAAAUCUUUUUGGAUUAAUAGAUCUAAGAACUCAACAAAUUAUAAAAAAAAAAUUUCGUCUAGCAUGUCAACCUAAAGAUUGGAUAGAAGAAUCUAAUUUGGAACCAUUGUAUUUACAUUUUCUUAAACAUCAUACACGUACCAAUAUUCAGUGGUAUAAAUGUGAAUUUUGGACAAGAGCAGAAAAUUGGAAAAAAGAUUUAGAAACAAUGCAAAUGUUACAUGAAAAAAGAUUAUUAUAUGUAAAUUUGACUUCUAAAAAAUCUGAAUUAUGCGUCUCAAAUUCAUGUGAGCAAACGAAAAAACUGGCUACAACUAUCGCUAAAGCAAUUGAUAAUAAUAAGAAAGAAGUUAAUGGUAAACGAAGAAUUCUUUCAAUAAUUGCUGAGGAUUAUAGUUUAAAACAAUUGAAAACGCUAAAUGCAUUACGUGAAAAACAAAAGUUUGGUAAAAAAGGUGGUGAUAAAAGAAUUCUAAAGGAAGUUGUUGAGUUAUUGAAAGGUUAUUUCCAUAGCGGAAAUACACCUGGUAAGUCACAUUUAUCAGCUGAAGAUAUGAUGAGAGAAUUACAUAUGGCUGCAGAAAUGGGACAUUUGGCAAAAGAAAAAAUAUUACAGAAAGUUGAUACAAUUAGAGGGUGGAUCUCAAGAUAUUCAGCGUAUAUAAAGGCAGAAGCAGCAGAAAAAGUAUUAACUACCAGUGGUAAUUUCCAGUAA